Molecule: messenger RNA, 399 nt
Organism: Caenorhabditis briggsae
Lineage: Eukaryota; Metazoa; Nematoda; Chromadorea; Rhabditida; Rhabditidae
Exons: 3
Coding region: 1-399 (132 amino acids)
Source: RefSeq, a predicted model, not a curated record
AUGUCAACCCUCCUUGCUCUAUUCAGACGUCUUCUUUUCCGUCGUCGUGCAACCACUGACAAGGCUUCAGAUGAGAGUGGAAAAUCACAAAAGACAAGAACCAAAUCUCUCAAUAUUCCAGCAACGAAUAAUUCAAUUCGCGAAAAAACGAGAAUUCAAGUGAAACGUGGAUCGCAGGUUGUCAUCCGAAACCGGAGUCAGAGUGUUACCGUCGAGAGGAAACACGUCAGCAGAAGCACUGAUAAUAAACACUCUCCAUCCACCCGGCGUCAGUCUCAUUUCACAAUCCACAAAUCUGGGAACAAUCUACCAACAAGCCUUGCUCCAACUCUUACAUCCAGCUACCGUAUGAGAUCUUCUUCUGCUUCGAAACCUACUAUUAUCUAUAUUCAUUCCUAA